This is a messenger RNA of Recurvomyces mirabilis, 2406 nucleotides long. RefSeq names its product AP-3 complex subunit beta (gene APL6). Gene Ontology annotation, biological process: vesicle-mediated transport; intracellular protein transport. Bases 1 to 2406 code for a protein of 801 amino acids. The record is from RefSeq and is a predicted model, not a curated record. NCBI's taxonomy places the organism in Eukaryota, Fungi, Ascomycota, Dothideomycetes, Mycosphaerellales, Teratosphaeriaceae. The transcript has 2 exons. Gene Ontology annotation, cellular component: AP-3 adaptor complex; membrane coat.
AUGGAGUCGAUAUCGAGGAUUAGCUCGCUGCUGGAGACGGCCCGCGACCUCACCCUCGAAGCAGCACGAGAUGUCGGCCCACGAAAGCCCACCAAAGCACUUCCCGUCCCACAGAUCAAGAAACUUCUCGACUCGCGAACAGAACGGGAUGUCCUCGAUGGCCUCCGCCGGGUUAUUAGCAUGCAAUAUGCUAAUCCUCCACAACCCACCUUGACCUUCUUUGCUGUCGUGCUGAAGACCCUCUCUACGCCAUAUCCGUCCACACGACCAUUGGUAUACAACUAUCUCAUCCACCACGCAGAGCUGGAUCCAGAUACGGCGUUGUUAUCUAUCAAUACCAUACAGAAAAGCUUGUCCGAUGCGAAUCCACGGGUACGAGCAAUGGCGUUGAAGACGAUGAGUGGGAUAAGGAUACCCAUGAUCUCGCAGAUUGUGAGCUUGGCAGUCAAAAAGGGUGUCAGUGAUCUCUCGCCGCUUGUGCGGAAGGCUGCUGCAUUGGCAUGUGUGAAGUGUGUUAGGCUCGACGAGAACACGAGACCACAGGUGGAGGAGUAUCUUGCCACCCUGCUACUGGAUAAGCAAUACUACGUUGCCGGAGCCGCAGUGCAAGCGUUCAUGGAAGUAUGCCCGGAAAGGCUUGAUCUUGUACAUCCAGCGUACAGGCGAUUGUGUAAGAUGGUGGUGGACAUGGACGAGUGGGGCCAGCUGGCCAUGCUACGACUGAUCCCUGUCUAUGCCCGGAAAUGCUUCCCACGACGAACGAAGCGUGUGAGGCGAGCGCAAACACGAGAAGAGAAAGCUAAAGAUUUCUACGAAGACCUGGAGCCGAAGGAAGAGGAGGAAGAAGCUGCAGCUGAUUAUGAUGAGGUCGAGAUCAUGGACCCGGACCUCGACCUCUUCCUCACAUCCAUCCAUCCACUACUGCAAAGCCGCAACUCCGCGGUCAUCAUCGCCGUGACCAGAGCAUACCUCUACUUAUCCCCCCAAACACACCUCCCGCACACCAUCGGCCCCUUGAUAGCACUUCUCCGUUCGCCACAGGAUAUCCAACAAGUCGCCCUGCACAACAUUCUCCAAGUCUGCAUCCACGAUCCAAAGCCUUUCGCACCAUACAUCCGCCACUUCCUCGUCCGCUCCACGGAGCCAUCGCAAAUCCGCACGCUGAAGCUCGAACUCCUGACUCUCCUAUUCCCGCAUUGUGGCAAGGAAGUCCAGGAUCUGAUCUUAGCGGAGCUCGAGCACUUUUCGCACGGCCACGAUCCAGAUCUCGUGCGUGAGAGUGUGAGGGCUAUCGGGCGUUGUGCGCAGGUUCCUUCGGCGAGGACGUCGAGACGUUGUCUCUCUUUACUUCUCAAGCAGAUCCAUUCGGCUGAUUCGAAUCUGGUUGGGGAGGCGAUUGAAGUUAUUCGCCAUCUGAUCCAGCGUUCACCCGACGAGCACCGUAAGACCGUAGUGAGGCUGGCGAAGAAUCUGGAUAGUCUUGUUUCGCCCUCGGCUCGGGCGAGCAUUAUCUGGCUUGUGGGCGAAUUCGCGGGUAUGCGAGAGAAUACGGAAGGCGAAAGUAUUGCUGCUGAUGUGCUGAGGAUUCUGGUCAAGGGGUAUGCGGACGAGGAGGACGAGGUGAAGGGUCAGAUUGUGUUGUUGGCUGCGAAGGUAUAUCUGGGUUGGUGCAAUCGACGGAAUGAGAAGAGGAAGGCGCUGGAAGGGCUGGAUGGUGAGGAGUGGCGGUCGGAUGGUUAUGAUGCUCUUGAGAAGGAGGACGAGGGCGGGUUUGAGGAAGAUAGCACGAAGGCGGCGGAGAAAGCUCAUCCGAUCGAGCUGCUAUAUCAGCAUAGCAUGCUCCUAGCUCGAUACACGCCUUCCUACGACCUACGUGAUCGAGCACGACUCUACCGCGCUUUGCUGGCUGUGCCUACGAGUACCGAGCUAGCCUCUCUACUUCUACUGGCGCCAAAGCCUGUCCCUGUCGCACCCUCUCCAGGAGAGGCACGGAAAGGUUUCUUACUGGGAUCAGCGAGCUUGGUCAUUGGCGCAGGUGGUCUGCAAGGGCGUGAAGCGUUACCCGACUGGGUCGUAGAGGGUGACGAGCCGGAUCCGGAUUUGAGGGCGGAGGGAAAAGAUGAGAGGGCUGAGUAUGUUCCUGCUGGGUCUGUGGUGGUUAGUGCGGGAACGAGGCUCGAUGAGGCGUUAGUUGCUGAGGGGGGGAAGAGUGGUGGAAAAGGUAGGGGUAGGACGCUUAAUGAUUGGCUUAAUGAUGAUGAAGAGGAGGGGACGGAGAGCGAUGAGGAGGAAGAGGAUGGGGAGAGUGAGGAGGAGGAUGGGAGUGAGGAGACGGAGGAGGAGGAGAGUAGUGAGGAGGAUGAAGAGGAUGAUGAGGAGGAUGAGAGUGCUGGGCUGGUACGAUGA